This is a messenger RNA of Phasianus colchicus (ring-necked pheasant), 953 nucleotides long. The record is from RefSeq and is a predicted model, not a curated record. NCBI's taxonomy places the organism in Eukaryota, Metazoa, Chordata, Aves, Galliformes, Phasianidae.
UGGGCACAGUGACUGGGGGGGGCACUGGGUCAUACUGGGCCAUACUGGGAGGUGCUGGACCAUACUGGGAGGCUCUGGGAACAGAGACUGGGGGCACUGGGUCAUACUGGGCCAUACUGGGAGCACUGGGAACAGAGACUGGGGGGGGAUACUGGGCCAUAUUGGGAGCACUGGGCCAUACUGGGAGGCACUGGGAACAGAAAGUGAGGAUGCACCGGAAGUACUGCAUGAGAAACCGGAAGCGGAAGUGAUCGACGGAAGAGGGGCGGCUUCUACUCUUCGUCCAAUGGGAGCGGCCGAUCCGAAAGUUCCGGACGGCGAUUGGCGGAGAGGAGGAAAAAGGGGGCGGGGCCGGAGAGCGGCGGGAGCGGACGGCGGAGGAGACGGAGAUGAGCGGGGAGCGGGAAGUGAGGCAGCUCCAGAAGGCCAAGGAGAAAUCCCAGCAACGCGGCGCCGAUGCGGCAGAGCUGGCGGCCAUUUGCAACCAGCUGGGAGAGAUCCUGGCCAGCCACGGGAGGUAUGAGGAGGCUUUGGCUGAGCACCGGGAGGAGCUGAGGUUGCUGGAGGAGGUGGGGGAUGGAAUCGGUUGCGCCGUGGCACACCGAAAGAUCGGCGAGCGUUUGGCUGAGAUGGAGCUCUACGAGGCUGCUCUGGAGCACCAGCACCGUCACCUGGACCUGGCCCGAGCCCUGGGUGACGACACGGAGCAGCAGAGGGCCUGGGCCACCAUCGGACGGACCCACAUGUUUGCUGCCGACAGCCGCGCCGGUGCCGAGGCCGAGGAGGAGCUGAGGGAGGCGGAGCGGGCCUUCGGAACCAGCCUGCAAAUCCUGGACCAGCGCCUGGAGGGUCAGGGCUGCCCGUCCCCUCCGUGUGUCCCCGUGUCCCCUAUGUGUCCCCGUAUCCCCUCUGUGUGUCCCCAUGUCCCCUCCAUGUGUCCCCGUGUCACUUAC